Molecule: messenger RNA, 345 nt
Organism: Lactuca sativa (garden lettuce)
Lineage: Eukaryota; Viridiplantae; Streptophyta; Magnoliopsida; Asterales; Asteraceae
Source: RefSeq, a predicted model, not a curated record
AUGGCGAUCGGCCAUGUGAUAUUUUACAAACAAUUAAAAAGCACACUAACACCACUCGCCAUCCAACCAACACCACCCACCACCACCACCACCCGUCACCACAAUCCAUCACUAACCACCACCACCAACUACCACCCACCAACCAUCACUACCAACCACCACCCGCCACCACCAUCACCAUCCACCUCCACUGCCUACCGCCACCACCAUCACCACACACCACCAUCACCCCCACCCACCUCUACUGUCUGCCACCACCGCUCACAACCCCUACCUACCACCCAUCACCACCACCAUCACUACCAACCACCACUAACCACCGCCCCGACCACCACCCAUCACUAA